GCGCAGACGGGUUAGGGGAGCCAACAUGCCAGUGGUCCGGAGCUGGGUUUGUCGCAAAACUUACGUGACCCCGCGGAGAUCCUUUGAGAAAUCUCGUCUCGACCAAGAGCUGAAGCUGAUCGGCGAGUAUGGGCUCAGGAACAAACGUGAGGUCUGGAGGGUCAAAUUUACCCUGGCCAAGAUCCGCAAGGCCGCCCGGGAACUGCUGACGCUUGAUGAGAAGGACCCACGGCGUCUGUUCGAAGGCAAUGCCCUGCUGCGGCGGCUGGUCCGCAUUGGGGUGCUGGAUGAGGGCAAGAUGAAGCUGGAUUACAUCCUGGGCCUGAAGAUAGAGGAUUUCUUAGAGAGACGCCUACAGACCCAGGUCUUCAAGCUGGGCUUGGCCAAGUCCAUCCACCACGCUCGCGUGCUGAUCCGCCAGCGCCAUAUCAGGGUCCGCAAGCAGGUGGUGAACAUCCCGUCCUUCAUUGUCCGCCUGGAUUCCCAGAAGCACAUCGACUUCUCUCUGUGCUCUCCCCAUGGGGGUGGCCGCCCGGGCCGCGUGAAGAGGAAGAAUGCCAAGAAGGGCCAGGGUGGGGCUGGGGCUGGGGACCACAAGGAGGAGGAUUAAGCCCACCUGUCCCUC
This is a messenger RNA of Pan troglodytes (chimpanzee), 625 nucleotides long. Its product is annotated as small ribosomal subunit protein uS4-like. The transcript has a single exon. The coding region runs from base 26 to 610 and encodes 194 amino acids. Gene Ontology annotation, cellular component: cytosolic small ribosomal subunit. Gene Ontology annotation, biological process: ribosomal small subunit biogenesis; translation. NCBI's taxonomy places the organism in Eukaryota, Metazoa, Chordata, Mammalia, Primates, Hominidae. Gene Ontology annotation, molecular function: rRNA binding; structural constituent of ribosome. The record is from RefSeq and is a predicted model, not a curated record.